This is a messenger RNA of Cryptomeria japonica (Japanese cedar), 858 nucleotides long. RefSeq names its product F-box/kelch-repeat protein At5g15710-like. Lineage: Eukaryota; Viridiplantae; Streptophyta; Pinopsida; Cupressales; Cupressaceae. The transcript has a single exon. Gene Ontology annotation, molecular function: protein binding. The record is from RefSeq and is a predicted model, not a curated record. Bases 1 to 858 code for a protein of 285 amino acids.
AUGGGUGCUCUCAGAAUUCGUAAGCAAACAAUGUGGUCGGAUUUGCCGGAACAUUUGAUGGAGAGAAUACUGGAAUGCCUUCCAGUGGACUGCUUCUUCCGUUUCAGGGCUGUUUGCAAGACCUGGAAUACUCUCUUCUCAUCACCAUAUUUCAAUUCCAUAGCCAGAAAUAGUCAGCCAUUUCUCAUUCUUUGCCCUGCCAAAACCCAAUUGCCCUCGCUAAUCUAUUCCUUCAUCACCCACACUAGGCGAACCAUAUCUUUAUCUUUCAUACCUCAUGAUUGCCCCAUCAAUUUCAGAGGAUCUGCUUCCGGGUUGCUCUUGGCAGACAUUAACGCCAGUGUUUUCUUUGGCUUUAAUUCUUCAAUGCUAUGUGUUUGCAAUCCUCUUACCCAAACGUACACCACGCUGCCACAGAUGGUUUUUGUGAGUAGAAUUAUGGCCAAGGCAAUUUUACCAGCGGGUAAUAAGACGGAAGAAUAUACAGUCAUGGUGGUGGGCAGGAGCAGCAGUGAUAAGGUUAUAGUAGAAGCAUACAAUUCUACGACCAAGACAUGGAAAGUUGCAGGCAGCAUUCCUGAUGUGAUUAUAAGAAACGAAAACAUGUUCUUCUGUAAGGGCUCUUUGUUCUGUGUGACUGCCACUGGCGGCAUAAUGGCCUACAAUAUUGAACAGGAGAUCACCACAACUAUGGCCAGCAGGAGGACUACAAGUGGGAAGAGAUUGGGAAAAUGCCCAGCUCUGUGUGUGAGGAAUUUAGGAGUAGCUCUAAUUCAAAUUGGUUUGAGUGUGUGGGAAUGGGAGAUAAGAUCUGUUUCAGAGCUAAUGAGAGCAUGGAGAUACUUGUGCAUGAUUUGA